Molecule: messenger RNA, 2800 nt
Organism: Schistosoma curassoni
Lineage: Eukaryota; Metazoa; Platyhelminthes; Trematoda; Strigeidida; Schistosomatidae
Source: the annotation of a GenBank genome assembly
AUGAAUGCUUGUCGGAAGAAGGGUCGUUUAUCCUUCUUCAUACGAGCUGAAAUCGAACCGAAAAAUCGUUCAGGCGUAAACUCGCUGCAGUAUGAUCCGUGUACAGACAGACUGUUCACUGCUGGGCGGGAUUCCAUUAUCAGGGUUUGGAACACUAAAAGGCAAUCGGAUCCUCUUGUGCAUACCAUGGAACAUCAUGCUGACUGGGUUACAGACAUUGUACUCUGUUGUGGUGGCAAAAAUCUCAUAUCUGCCUCAAAUGAUACGACAGUGAAGGUUUGGAAUGCUACAAAAGGAUUUUGUAUGUCUACUCUGGGUACACACAAAGACUAUGUUCGAGUGCUUGCCUACGCCCAACAUCGUGAGGAAGUUGCUAGUGCUGGUCUAGAUGGCGCAAUAUUUUUGUGGGAUAUAAGAACACUUACAGCACUUACACCAACUAAUAAUACAGUUGAAACUCGUCCACUGACAACAAAUGACGAAAGUACAUAUAGCUUAGCUAUGAAUCCAUCUGGGACAGUCAUAGUAGCUGGUGGUCCUUAUAAAAGAAUAUGGGUAUGGGAUCCUAGAUCACGUAGUAAACCUUUUGACUUACGAAGUCAUACUGAUAGUAUACGUGCACUUGCUGUUCGACCAAAUGGUGAAGAGAUUAUUAGUGGUAGUUCUGAUGGAACAAUUAAAAUAUGGUCACUUGGUAUGCAACGAUGUACAGAUACCAUUCGCACACACAGUGAAAGUGUAUUUACAUUACAGGUGAAUAACAAUUGGUCAACUGUUUAUUCCGCUGGUAAAGAUCGUAAGAUUUGGGCUACUGAUUUGCAUAAUCCUGGUAAUUCUACAUUAAUUGGCGAAGAGACGGAUCCAGUCUUAAAGCUCCUAUUACAUGAAGGUAGAAGUCAGUCAUUUUUAUGGUCUGCAACAUGUAAUACAAAUGUGUCACGUUGGCUUAUUAAACACCAUGCUACUGGAAUGUGUUCUCGACCAAUUGUAGAUCAUGAACAUUAUUCAUAUCAUUGUGAGAAUAAUACUGAUAUAGAUCAUGCUAGUACAGAGAAAUCUAUGCCAAUGUCUAAAUGCUCUGAAUUUGUAUCCAAUCCAAUUCCCGUUUCAUUGCCGUCUAAUGCUCAUAAUAAUAAUAAUAGCAGUAAUGCUCUUUCAGACGUUUUUACUCAUGAUCCUGAUCACAGUUCCUUACCUAUGGACAAUAAUAAUGAUAAUAACAAUAAUGAUAAACACAAUUCUUCAUUAUCUUCAAAACCUGAUUUUGUCAUAAAAGGUGGAUCACCAAUUGUACAGUUUCAUAUAUGCCCUGAAAAACGUUUUAUAUUAACAAAAGAUAAUGAAGGUAUAGUAGCUGUAUAUGAUGUUUUAAAAGCAUCAAUGAUUGAAUGUUUAGGUGUUGUAUCAUUUGAAGAAGAAAUUAAGAAACGUGAAAAACUUAUUUAUGUUCCAAAUUGGUUUAUAGUAGAUUUAAAAUGUGGAAUGCCAAUUAUUCAUUUGGAUGAAGGUGAUUGUUUGUCAGCCUACAUAAAUGCUUCUGAUGCUGGUCUAUUAAGUGAAUUCAAUGAUCCCAAUUACUGUUAUGAUACUAAAAUUAAUUACGGCUUUGUAUUACUCAGAUCAUUAUUUAUUCGUCGGUUAACUACAUCCUCAAGUAAUACCAAUACUAGUAAUAAUGGAAACAAUAUAGAUAAUGUGCGCAACGAUUUGAAUGCAGAUCAAAUUUUAGAAAUUCCUGGACAUACACCAAUUAUUUUAAGUGAUGGAAGUGGUCGACCACUUGAUCGAUUUUUAGCUCGUGAUGCUUCUUCAUUUAGUGUACGAUUAAGACGUUGUAAUCCAGAACCGAAAUGGAUUAUGGAAGUUGUAGAAUCUUGUAAACUACCUAAACCAGUACGUAUAGCGUUUUGCCUUGUUCCUGGUGUUAUCGAAGUAGACAGUCAAGGUCAACAAAUAUAUUUUCCAUACCAAGCCUGGACUUCUUCUUCUAGAAAGCGGGGCUGGGACGCGUCAAUAGUUAGAUCACUGGUCUUGGGUCACUGAGUAUUGUUCUCGUUCGCAGUUUAAGUGAACUCGUGAAGGUUUUCAAACAUAACAGUCCUGUUGUUGUGAUCCGUUCAUCGGUUUUAGGUAAUAACAUAAUGUAUUCAGACGGAGCAACUAAUAUUCCGCUUCUACAUACACUUUGUAAGCUGAUCACAAUAACCCGAGACAAAAUGAUGAUACUGGUCAAGCUGUUCCGCCUAAAUCAUCAUCUUAUUGUGAUACAACUUCCAAUCCUCAAACGCCUGUAAUGGCACCAUUAAAUCUUCCACCUGAAACAUUACAAAUUGAUUUAGCUAGAAUAAUAGCGACAGCUUCAUCAAAUAUUCCUCAGCCUGAGAAUAUUAUUGAGAUAUGGUGUGGUGAUCAGUGUCUUGAUCCUAAUAUGAAUUUACGCAGUGCUCGUUAUUUCUAUUGGAAACAGUCAGGUGAUUUGGUGUUAAGUUAUUUAGUUACCAAAGAAAAUAAUACUGGUAACAAUUAUGCUACUACUAAUACUAUUGAUAGUAAUAAUAAUAAUUCUAUUUCAUCAUACUUAAACAACAGUCUACAUAAUCCCACAACUGUUACUUCAAUUACUACUAGUAUUCCUUCUGCUAACAUAAGGAAAGAGGAUAAUAUCAACAAUUUCAAUGGGAACGGGACAGAUAGUAACAAUUUGAAGAAUGAGCAUCGAGAAACCACUAGUGUCGCAUCGUCAUCAUCUUCAUCAAUGAGUAUUCAUAAUUGAUGUUAUUAUUAUUAUUGUUAUUAUUAU